Messenger RNA from Zingiber officinale, 1606 nucleotides. Its product is annotated as nuclear transcription factor Y subunit A-10-like. Gene Ontology annotation, molecular function: DNA-binding transcription factor activity, RNA polymerase II-specific; RNA polymerase II cis-regulatory region sequence-specific DNA binding. NCBI's taxonomy places the organism in Eukaryota, Viridiplantae, Streptophyta, Magnoliopsida, Zingiberales, Zingiberaceae. The transcript is spliced from 6 exons. The record is from RefSeq and is a predicted model, not a curated record. Gene Ontology annotation, biological process: regulation of transcription by RNA polymerase II. Gene Ontology annotation, cellular component: CCAAT-binding factor complex. The coding region runs from base 283 to 1278 and encodes 331 amino acids.
UAUAUGUUCUCGUAACAAGCUUCACUUUGACACCUCUCUCAGUCUUCUCCUUCGCCUAUUGGCCUCCUCCUCCUCCUCCUCCUCCUCCUCCUCACUUUUCCGCAUGGCUGGAGGGAUCCCGACGACAGCUAAUCUGGAUGGAAUGUGGUGGAUGGAAAGCAUGACAAACACUGUUUGGAGCAACUCAAAUUUCUAGCAUAGUUGGAAUUGGACUCGACGUUCGCAGAACACAUAGGUUUGGCCGUUCAGACUUAUGUUUAUUUGGGGCUUGGAGUUAACGAGAUGCAAACAUCACCUUUCUUCAAGAAUUAUGGAACUGGUCAGCAACAGACAUUCCAUUCUACUCUAGUACCUUGGAUGGUAAGAUCUCAACCUCCCUGUGGAGAACCUUUUUGCCUGAAGCCUGUAGGUGUGGACCAUAUCAAUGGAGAGGACCAGAUUCCGGCCAUCCCCGGACAGAUGAAUCACUUGGUAGAUACAAGGCAGGGACUUGAAAUCCCCCAGAAACGUGACCAGAGUCGGUCCUCACUAUUCCCAGCUGCGAAGGUCUCAGGAAGAGAGCAGAAGACUCAGCAAUAUUUUGUUCCCUUCUCUCUGCCACCAUCAUUACCAGAAAAUCCAGGUCAUUUCAAAGAGGGGCUUGGUCUGUCUAUGGUUUGUCCUAGUUACCCUUGUGCUGAUCAGUUUUAUGGCCUAUAUCCAACAUAUGGUGCUCAAAUGACGCAUGGUCGUAUGCUUUUGCCUAUCGAUAUGACUUCUGAAGGACCAGUUUUCGUAAAUGCAAAGCAAUUCAAUGCAAUUCUUCGUCGUCGCAGAGCUCGUGCUAAGGCAGAGAAAGAGAACAAAUUAAAGAGAGUUCGAAAGCCGUAUCUGCAUGAAUCACGUCACCUUCAUGCCAUGCGCCGGGCAAGAGGCUGCGGUGGUCGGUUUUUGAACACGAAAAAAGAAGGCAAUCUUCAGGGUAACAACAAUCCCAACCUCAAAGUGAAGGCUCCUCCACCUCCUGCAACUGCUGCAUCUCCAAGUUCAGAAAUCCUGCCGUCCGACAGCUUAAACCUCAACUCAGUAAGUGGCGGUUCCAAUACCACGGGAUCAGAGGUGAGCAGCGUGUACGCUCAGGAAGACGUCGACCGGUAUCACAUCCUCAGGCACCUACGCCCAGCCAUCUUCCAUUCUCUCUCAGACAUGAUAGACGGGGUGCAUGAGGGAGACACUGUCAUCCAUGGCAAGUGGGGCGGCACACCAGCAGAUGGCUGCUGUGGCCUCCUCAAGGUCUGACGGAAUUGAAAUGAUACCCGUGGUUCAUGCAACCAGAUCAUGCGGAGGUUGCUUUCUGAAGGCAAUUCAUUCUUGGCUUAUGAUUCUGCAUUAGGACUUCCGAGAAACCAUUUAACAAGUCCUCUUUGCUCCUUUAAAUUUGUAGAAACUGAUAAUAAUACUAUUGCAACUGAACCAGAAGUCUGAAGUAGUUAAAUUGUAGUUCGAGGUGUGUGCUUUUGCAGUUUGUUUACUUGCUUCAGCUGUGAAUCUGUGAAUCUGUUUGUUGUUCUACUGGUGUGUACAAACUGUUUAAGGUUGCAAAGAAAGUUGGUUUAAACUUUCUGUA